Candoia aspera is the source of this 3285-nucleotide messenger RNA. RefSeq names its product acyl-CoA dehydrogenase family member 11 (gene ACAD11). NCBI's taxonomy places the organism in Eukaryota, Metazoa, Chordata, Lepidosauria, Squamata, Candoiidae. The record is from RefSeq and is a predicted model, not a curated record. Gene Ontology annotation, molecular function: acyl-CoA dehydrogenase activity; flavin adenine dinucleotide binding. The transcript is spliced from 20 exons. Gene Ontology annotation, cellular component: cytoplasm; mitochondrion. The coding region runs from base 131 to 2470 and encodes 779 amino acids. Gene Ontology annotation, biological process: fatty acid beta-oxidation using acyl-CoA dehydrogenase.
CGCCUCCAAAAGUGGAGGGCAUUACGCUCCAGGCGUAGAGAGCGCAGACUUCAGCCCCCGCAACCUUUGCCCUGCGAAAGAUCAGCUGCGGGACUGAGCAAAGAAAGGAAGCGAACUGGUCUCCGCGAAAAUGGCAAGUGAGCCCGAUACGACUGAAGUGCGGGAACAGCACCGAUUUGACCAGGGAGCCUUGGAGGGGUACCUGUGCCGCUCCUUGCCUGGGUUUCCCUCGCAGCCUGGCGAAGCUCUGGCGGUCAGGCAGUACAGUUCGGGACAAUCAAACCCCACCUUUUUCUUGAAGAAAGGACUUAGAACCUACGUGCUUAGAAAGAAGCCUCAUGGUACACUCCUACCUCAGGCUCACAAGGUUGACAGAGAAUAUCGGGUUCAGAAAGCUUUGUUUGCAGCUGGGUUCCCUGUUCCUGAACCUCUUUUAUACUGCAGUGAUGUUUCAGUGAUUGGAACAGAAUUUUAUGUGAUGCAACAUGUUCAGGGUCGCAUCUUCCGAGACGUCACAUUACCUGAAGUAAGCCCAGCAGAAAGAUCUGCUUUGUACAUAGCAAUUAUAGAAACUCUGGCACAGCUACAUUCCUUCAGUGUUUGUUCACUGGGCCUCCAGGACUAUGGACGAGGAGCAGGUUACUGUAAGAGGCAGGUAUCAACUUGGAUGAAGCAGUAUCAAGCAGCUGCUCAUAUCCAAAUUCCAGCUAUGAAUGAGUUAGCCGAAUGGUUAAUGAGCAAUUUGCCUGAUGAUGAUAAUGAAGCUGCUUUGAUCCAUGGUGACUUUAGAAUAGAUAACAUCAUCUUUCAUCCAAGAGAGGCCCGUGUUGUGGCAGUGCUGGACUGGGAACUUUCAACUUUAGGCCAUCCUCUGGCAGACUUGGCUUAUACUCUUGCUUUUUACUUUUGGCCCAGAACCUUCAUACCUAUAAAAAUGGUUAAUUUGCAGAAUGUAAAUAGCAUUGCAGGAAUUCCUUCUCUUGAAGAACUGAUCAUGAUUUAUUCUCGCUUCAGAGCUAUCAACACUUCUCCACCCAACCUUAAUUUUUUUCUUGCUCUUUCAUAUUUUAAGCUGGCUUCAAUAAGCCAGGGUAUAUAUGCCAGAUAUCUCCUGGGUAAUUCCUCUGCAGAAAACAGCUUGGAGUUUGGCAAUGUAGUGAAACCUCUGGCCGAAGUUGGAUUACAGAUAGCAAAAAAAACAACUUUCAGCACUGACACGCCUCCUUGCAAUUCUGGAGAAUUGUUCCAUCAGUCCCCAGAGGGGAAGAACAUCCUCCAGAGAGUGAAGGAUUUCAUGAAAAAUCAUAUUCUUCCAGCGGAAAAGGAGAUGGUUCAGUAUUAUGCCAGAAAGAAAAAUUCACCAGAUAUAUGGAGAAAACCUGAUGUGAUUGAGAGACUCAAGGAAAGGGCCAAAGCAGAAGGCCUCUGGAACCUUUUCCUGCCAGCUGUUAGUGGUAUUGGUCAAUUGGACUAUGCAUUAAUAGCAGAAGAGACUGGGAAGUGCUUCUUUGCUCCUGAAGUAUUUAACUGUCAUGCCCCAGACACAGGAAAUAUGGAAGUUCUGCACUUGUAUGGGACAGAAGAACAGAAGAAACAAUGGCUGGAGCCUCUUCUGGAAGGAAAAAUUAGUUCUUGCUUCUGCAUGACAGAACCUGAUGUUGCAUCAAGUGAUGCCACCAAUAUAGAGUGUAGCAUUCAGAGAGAUGGAGGCAGCUAUAUAAUCAAUGGCAAGAAGUGGUGGAGCAGUGGAGCUGGAAAUCCCAACUGCAAAUUUGCUAUUGUAAUGGGCAAAGAUAAAAAUACUUCUGCAUCCAGAUAUAAACAGCAUAGUAUGAUCAUUGUGCCAAUGGACACACCUGGAGUGAAACUUAUAAGGCCUCUUUCAGUCUUCGGGUAUUUUGAUUAUUUUCAUGGUGGACAUUUUGAAAUACAUUUUAAUGAUGUUCGAGUCCCUGUCUCCCAUUUGAUACUGGGAGACGGAAGAGGGUUUGAAAUAGCUCAAGGACGACUUGGGCCGGGCCGUAUUCACCACUGUAUGAGAUCAAUAGGAGCAGCUGAAACUGCUCUCCGGAUCCUGUGUGAGCGGUCAGCCCAGAGAGUCACAUUUGGGAAGAAGCUCUAUCAUCAUGAAGUUGUAGCUCACUGGAUUGCUGAAUGCCGCAUUGCUAUUGAACAGGCAAGGCUGCUUACACUGAAAGCAGCCAGCAAAAUAGAUGCCAUGAGCAACAAAGCAGCCAGGAAAGAGAUCGCUAUGAUCAAAGUGGUGGCACCCCGAGCGGUCCUUAAAGUGAUUGACUGUGCUAUUCAAAUUUGUGGUGCUGCUGGAUUCUCAGAAGACCUCCCGUUGGCUCAAAUGUUUGCCUAUGUUCGGACUUUACGAGUGGCAGAUGGGCCUGACGAAGUUCAUCUCUCAGCCAUUGCAAAAUUAGAACUGCUUGACCAAGCCAGGCAACUGAAUGCAAACCUGUAACAGCUAUUUUCUGUUUUGUGACAGCAUCAGAAAUCAGAACCUUCCUUCACCCAGCUUUUUCCUUAAAAUUAAACAUGAAGGUUAAAGAGGACUAUAUCAAAAAGCUAACGAAAACCGUGACUGAAUUUUAGUACUGUUUUUGUUUCUGCAGAAAAGCUGAGUCAUUUAAUCACAAGACUAGCCUAAAGCACAUGUGUUGCCAAACCAUCCCAAUAGACUUCAUCAUCCCUGCUGUUUGCUGUUGGGGGAAUGAUGAAAAUGAAAGCAUACGAUAUUAAGAUUUCCAUUCAUUUUAUCUUGGGUGAAGUUUUUUUUCUUUUUCUUUUUUUUUGGGAAGCUCUGGUAAAUCUAAACAGAACCUUUGGGAAUGGGCAACAGACAAAUAAACAUAUUCAACUUGUUUUGUAAUGUGCUUUGAGCAAUAAAAAGAUUUUAAUUACUGAGUUGAUUGAUUUUAAAUUUAUCAGAUGAAUAGUUCAGUCAACAAGAACAUUCCUCAGCAAAGAUUCUGUAAUUCUGAGAAAGCUUGGAUGUUUUGACUUCAGGUGUUGGUGCUAACAACUAUUUAACUCAGGUACAACUGAACAGCUGCUACAGUGAUUAAUUUAUGACUGUAAAUUAAAUGGCAAAGUAAUUUAUCACUGAUUAAAUUAAAUGGCAAAGUACAGUAAUAGCAUUUUGCAUUUAUGGCAUGUUCUUUAAAAAAAACUUCUGCUGGAGUUUUUUAUUUUAUGCUCCAUUUUCUUCUAGCUGACUUGACCCUCCCUAACCUGCCAGUUAAAGAACAAAAUAUUAUAAAGUUAUUUCUGAAAUCA